Molecule: messenger RNA, 1122 nt
Organism: Symbiodinium pilosum
Lineage: Eukaryota; Dinophyceae; Suessiales; Symbiodiniaceae
Source: the annotation of a GenBank genome assembly
AUGGCCAGCAGCAGUAGCAGUCUGGAUGUGACCAAGCAGUUUCUGGAAACCAGAAAGGUCUACCAGACAAAGGAGUAUGAGGCGGUGCAGGCAAUUUUCUGGAACACUCAGCGCAAGCGUUCGGCUCCAACACCUGUUACCAGUGGCCUGACCACACCGCCAACAGAAGGAACCCCAGACGUGGAGAUGGAGCCUGCAACAGCCUCACCAGGUCUUCUGCAACCGUUCUCCCUCCAAGACCACACCGCACUUUCUGCAACGUUGGGGUCCAUGGGAGUGAACAUCAACCAGCCGCAGGAGAUAGAGAACUGGUUGAACGCUGCGCCAACUACAAACAGGGAGAUCUUCAACAUGGUCCGUUCGUAUCACGAGCAGGUGAUACGCCCCGAGUACUACAGCCUAGUGUGCCAGCUGGAGACAGGCCUGAAGUCAAUUUCUGACAGCGUGUUCAAGGUUCGUCAGGAACUGGCGUGGAUGAGCAGCGAAAACCGGCUUAUGCAGAAGCAUGCGUGUGGACUCCAAGUGCUGACGACGGGUUGGCCCCCAGCACUCAAACCGAAGGAGCGCGAGUGCACGAUUUGCUGGAUGUUGUCCCAGGUCAAGGACAUCGUCGCGUUGACCAUUUUAUGGAAAACCUUGACAUUGCUCGAGCUGCAAGCCGAUGCUGAGUUUAAGUCCGACAUCAAAGCAUGGGCGCGCCUUUUUUACAGCAAUGUCGAUGGCAACUUUAGAGGUCGCCUUGAAGUUGUGGAGGAUUUGAAGCGCAUUGUUAUGUCCCCACCUUCUGAGCAGGGUUCUCCAGAGGAUACCCUGUGGGCGGAGCAGUGGAACGUUCUUAUGUGGGGUCCACAGCAUGAGCUGGACCGCGCAGAAGAGACGCUGUGCAAGACUGCCAAAGCGGCAGCAAUGGUUUCAGGAAAGGGGCUGAACCACGGAAAGGGUGGACGUCACUGGUCACAAGUGGCCAUUUACAGCAGUGACUAUGCCCCGUACCCUUUUGAGUUGGAUUUCCUCACUGUAGAUGGAGUGCACUUUGUUUGGGGUGAGAUGUGUGAUAAAUUUCAAAAGGAGGAAGAGAAGGUGGGCAGCUACCAGCUUGCCACCAUCCAGGGUCAGGGGUGA